This is a messenger RNA of Xenopus tropicalis (tropical clawed frog), 1895 nucleotides long. It is a transcript of the gene cstf1, whose product is annotated as cleavage stimulation factor, 3' pre-RNA, subunit 1. Lineage: Eukaryota; Metazoa; Chordata; Amphibia; Anura; Pipidae. Bases 157 to 1452 code for a protein of 431 amino acids. The transcript is spliced from 6 exons. Gene Ontology annotation, biological process: mRNA 3'-end processing. Gene Ontology annotation, cellular component: mRNA cleavage stimulating factor complex; nucleus. The record is from RefSeq and is marked provisional.
GCGCCUGUAUGACGUAUAGUCGGGUCUGGGAGCGCUUUCUGGUUUGAAAGAGUUUUAUCUGGGCCUUUACUGAGUAUCUGUGCGCACUUACCGGCAUAGCCCCGCCCCGCCCAGGAACCGGAAGCCUUUCUGCUCGUCCCUCACCUGGAGGCGGCCAUGUACCGGUACAAGAUAACCCUUAAAGAUCGGCAGCAGCUGUACAAGCUGAUCAUCAGCCAGAUGCUGUACGAUGGCUACAUCAACAUUGCCAACGGCCUCAUCAGCGAACUCAAGAUCCAUUCUGUGUGCGCCCCGUCUGAGCAGCUGCUCCAUCUCAUUAAAGUGGGUAUGGAGAAUGACGACAGCGCGGUGCAGUAUGCCAUUGGACGCUCCGAUACUGUAGCCCCAGGCACAGGAAUCGAUUUGGAAUUUGACGCUGACGUACAAACCAUGUCUCCCGAAGCCUCUGAAUAUGAGACCUGCUACGUGACAUCCCACAAAGGGCCUUGCCGCGUGGCCACGUACAGCAGAGAUGGGCAACUGAUUGCUACCGGCUCAGCAGACGCUUCUAUCAAGAUCCUCGAUACGGAGAGAAUGCUGGCAAAAAGCGCGAUGCCAAUCGAGGUGAUGAUGAACGAGACUGCGCAGCAGAAUAUGGAGAAUCACCCGGUCAUUCGCACUCUCUAUGAUCACGUGGAUGAGGUGACCUGUCUGGCGUUCCACCCCACUGAGCAGAUCUUGGCGUCCGGCUCCAAAGAUUACACCCUCAAACUCUUCGACUAUUCCAAGCCCUCUGCCAAAAGAGCCUUUAAAUACAUCCAGGAAGCGGAAAUGCUGCGCUCUAUCUCGUUCCACCCGUCCGGCGACUUCAUCAUAGUCGGCACCCAGCACCCCACGCUGCGCCUCUACGACAUCAACACCUUCCAGUGCUUCGUGUCCUGCAACCCCCAGGAUCAGCACACAGACGCCAUCUGCUCGGUCAACUACAACCCCUCGGCCAACACGUACGUCACGUGCAGCAAGGACGGCAGCAUCAAGCUGUGGGACGGCGUCUCCAACCGCUGCAUAACCACCUACGAGAAGGCCCACGACGGCGCCGAAGUCUGUUCCGCCAUAUUUUCCAAGAAUUCCAAGUACAUCCUGUCCAGCGGCAAAGACUCUGUGGCUAGAUUGUGGGAGAUCUCAACAGGGAGAAUGCUGGUAAAAUAUACAGGAGCCGGACUCAGCGGGAGACAGGUACACAGAACCCAAGCUGUGUUCAACCACACAGAAGACUACGUGUUGCUUCCGGACGAACGGACCAUAAGCCUCUGCUGCUGGGAUUCCAGGACGGCGGAACGGCGGAAUCUUCUCUCUUUGGGACACAACAACAUAGUGCGCUGCAUCGUUCACUCCCCGACCAAUCCCGGCUUCAUGACCUGCAGCGAUGAUUUUCGGGCCCGGUUCUGGUACCGCAGGUCGACCACAGACUGAUUGCCCCCUGCUAUUCCCUUUUACCCGCCCUUGCAUUUAAAAACAUCUGAAGUCGCCAAACGAGAGGAUCUUUCCGUGACAUGCCCAGCCUUGAUUGGGCGAUAAAGGAUUGAUCCGAUCAUUUGGACCUCAGUUAAACCAAUUGGAUCACAACAGCGGUAAAUGCAGGCUGUCGGGGCGAGGACUCAUCAACAAGCCGAUCCAGUCCUCGUCCCGUUUUUUUUUUUAAAACCUGUCCAAUCAGUUUCUGCCGGAUUUUCAGGCAGUUAUCUGUCAGUCGGGCCCAUCGAGGGCCCAUAAACGUGCCACCUUGAUCCCCAAGGGCCACUUUUACUCACUGCUCAGAGCAGAUUCACUGAUUCAAUGUUUAUGGGAUGAACUCAAUUCAAAAGUCUGAUCUGUAGAUAAUCCAGUAGCUGAAAAAUAAACUCUUCUUUUUAUUU